AUGCUGGGCAAUUUGGAGUCUCUGCAGCACCCUAAGGCCUGGAGCUGUCCUGAAGGGGUGGUAGUGGGAGGGCAGACUGGAAAGCUGCUGUCUGAGAUGGGGAAGCUGAGGGGGGUUACCGCCCAGGAGCAGCACCCAAGGGAGCACGAAGGUGAGGAAGAUGCCCAGGUGCAGCUGGUGCAGAGGAGGCUGCCCAAGGCAGGACGCAGACCACCCAGACUGCGGUCAAAAAUGGACAAGCUGCAAAUCCUGCAGUUGGAGCUCAGCUUUGUGAAUGCCCGAGCCAGCCGGGCCUGUGCAAGGCUGAAGAGGAAGGUGGAAAUGGGGUGCAAAUCACACUUGGAUCGCAGAAGGGCCAUCAUCCAGCGCAUCCCUGGCUUCUGGGCCAAAGUGAUGAUGUACCACCCCCAGGUUUCCGUCAUCCUCAGUUGGGCAGAUAAAGACCUGCUGAGCUAUUUGAGGAAUUUAGAGGUGGAGGAACUCAGGUAUCCCAAGUCCCUCUACAGGAUCAAGUUCUCCUUUCAAGAAAACCCCUACUUCCAGAAUGAAGUGGUCGUGAAGGAGUAUCAGCUGAACAUCACUGGGUAUGAGGCAUCCUGUUCCAGUGUGCUGCAGUGGCUCGUGGAUGGGGAUGCACUGGUGCACAGCCCCUUGCAGGACUCCAGCAGGCUGACCUUCUUCAGCUGGUUGUCAGGGCACAAGUGUGCUGACUCUAACAGGAUUGCUGAGGUCAUCAUCGAGGAUCUGUGGGUCAAUCCUCUAGACUACUGCCAGGUGGAAUGCAGCACCAGGGCAGAGGAUGCUGGCCUGGAACCUCGGCCUGCUACACGACCAGACCCAGUCUCCAUGUUUGGGUACAUGCCAGCAGGGCCCAUGAAGCGAAGUACAGCAAAAGAUGACAUGGUUCACCUGUGUCUUCAUGAAGCAUGA
Messenger RNA from Marmota monax (woodchuck), 930 nucleotides. RefSeq names its product testis-specific Y-encoded protein 1-like. The transcript has 6 exons. The record is from RefSeq and is a predicted model, not a curated record. Lineage: Eukaryota; Metazoa; Chordata; Mammalia; Rodentia; Sciuridae. Gene Ontology annotation, molecular function: histone binding; chromatin binding. Gene Ontology annotation, cellular component: chromatin; nucleus. Gene Ontology annotation, biological process: nucleosome assembly. Bases 1 to 930 code for a protein of 309 amino acids.